This is a messenger RNA of Amblyraja radiata (thorny skate), 534 nucleotides long. Its product is annotated as zinc finger protein 239-like. NCBI's taxonomy places the organism in Eukaryota, Metazoa, Chordata, Chondrichthyes, Rajiformes, Rajidae. The record is from RefSeq and is a predicted model, not a curated record. Bases 91 to 444 code for a protein of 117 amino acids. The transcript has 3 exons.
GGCCAGGGUGCAGGUGAGCCCCCCCAACCCCCCCCCUCUGCUCGGUGUCCGGGCUGAGCUUCGAGGGGCUGAGCUUCGGUGGAGUACCACAUGGCGGGGCAUAACAAGGAGAAGCGAUAUGAGUGCGAGGUGUGUGGCAAGGCCUGGCGGCACCCGAGCAAGCUGGAGAUCCAUCGGCGGGUGCACACGGGAGAACGCCCAUUUGACUGCUUGGAGUGCGGCAAGAACUUUGCCAGCUACGACAACCUGCUGCGGCACAAACGCGUGCACUCCAGUGAGAGGCCCUUCACCUGCUCCGACUGCGGCAAGAACUUCACGAGAUCGCAGUUCCUGAAGGCCAACCGGCAAGUGCACACGGGCGAGAAGCCCUAUGACUGCUCCACCUGUGGUAAGAGCUUUACCCGGUUGUCGGGAAUACGGCAGCACCGGCGUGCACAGCAGUGAGUGAUCCUUCACCAGCUCCAACUGCGGCAAAGGCUUCAAGUCAUCCACGAACCUGACGGUGCACCGGCGCCUGCGCACCGGGGAGCGGCC